Messenger RNA from Aspergillus wentii DTO 134E9, 821 nucleotides. Its product is annotated as DUF3807 domain-containing protein. The coding region runs from base 36 to 572 and encodes 178 amino acids. NCBI's taxonomy places the organism in Eukaryota, Fungi, Ascomycota, Eurotiomycetes, Eurotiales, Aspergillaceae. The transcript has 3 exons. The record is from RefSeq and is a predicted model, not a curated record.
ACUGCUUGCUAUCUUUCAGAGGUCCUAUUGUCGUCAUGUCCGCAUCACAAAUUCCACCAGUAACUCUUGAAGAUCUCCAAGCUUUCCAAGCUAAACACUUCUCUGGAUACGUGCAUACCCCAACGUUCGAAUACCCAUCCGAGGAAAAUGAACCCGAGGAAACUGCAGACGACGAGGACGACCUGGGCUAUUAUCCCGAUGGCGUAAAACGCACCCUUACAGAUGAGCAGAUCAGAAUCUUCAGACACAGUGAGAUUCACUCGAUCUUGCGCCAGCGCCAGCUACAAGAGGAAGAAGCGCUGUAUCAGGCGGGUAGAAACUCGAGCUCAGAUAAAGACCUUUCGGAGGGGAACCAUGACGAAGGCGUAAAGACUAAUCAGCACGCAGAGUCGAGUGGAAAUACCAGCACCUCUACAACAUCUGACUCGAAGACGAAGAAAGAAAACAAGACCGUUAAUUCGGAUGCUCCUUUGGACUAUGACGAAGGUAGUCAUGAGAGAACUUCCCAGAAACCAGGACGUGCUUCGACUUCUCAUUUUCCUGGACGCAGGAUCGUCUCCUAUGAGGAUUGAUUAUACUGGAAUGCAUACUGCCAUACAUUACAGGAAGUAGCCAUCUCCGCCUCCAUCUGUUGGUCUUUCAACAGUGUCAUACUGAGUAAAGGUAUUAGGUCGCCGCUUGGGUUUGCAAACUAUUCCCCACUCCACAUAGAAAGGCAUUGUUUCGGUGCUAUCAGGGAUCCUGACCAAGUCAGCCACUGGAAUUGAUAGACCUGAAAUAUGGUCUAGUCAGCUCUAAGCAAACUUAAACCAAGUCAUGGC